UCAACUUCUGUAUCUGUAUCUUUUUCGUUUUCGAAUCGACCGCUCACAAGUUUUUCCACGCCGCUAAAGAAAUGUUGCUCUGUCGCUGAAAUCGACGUAAAUGUGAAAGAAAAUCGUGUAAACCGCGUUAAAAAAUAGCAGUGCGUGAAUUAAAAAACAAUGUGUUGUUUCUAAAAUCAUUUUAAACGAGAUUUUCGUGGUUAAGACAAUGUUUUCGAUGGUUUUUUGGUGCUAACGACGCAUGCCCUCUCUCUUUCGCUCUCGCGGCAUUUCUGUCUCUCUCCCCCUUGAUUUCCGAUUCGCUUUUGUGCUGGUCGUUCGUUCGAAGUUGUUUACGAAUUGCUGUGUGAUAAAAGUGCAAAAAAAACUUGCGAAAAGUACACAAAAACCAAUGGAAUCCGCAAUUAAAUGCAGGGAAACCACAAAAAAUAUAAUGAAAACAAGCCGGAAAAUGUGGUUGCUUUCUCUGUUGACGCUGGCAGCGCUGCAACUGCACUCGGGCAGCGAAGUCGCGGCACAUUUGAAUGUUUUCCUAAAUCCCGUUGAAGUAAUGCGUUUACUAGGUGUUUCUGCUGAAGUUUACUACGUUCGCGAAGGUCACAUAAAUAAUUAUGCCUUGAAUUUUAUUGUUCCGGUUCCGGCGAAUGUGAAGGACAUUAGCUUCACCUGGCAAUCGCUGGCCGGGCGUGGCCUUCCCUACAGCAUCAACGUGGUCAGCUCCAACCAGGAAGUGCUGCCCCGACCGGCAAUCAAUGUGUCACACAGCGGAGAGAUCCCCACCAGCAUUCAGACGUGGUCCAUUGCCCUCAAGUGCAGUGGCCUGAAGGCGGCGGAGGUGGAUGUGACUGUCAGCCUGGAAGUGGUGCUAAAUCGAUCGCUCAACAAUGUGACUCACCUGGUGUUUCGGCGGAAGAAGAUCUGCCUUGAGAGCGAUAGUGUCGAGGAUCUGAGGGAGGAUGUGGAUGAUCCCCAGCUGCUGGAGACCGUGAUGCUGCCCCCCACCGGAUUAAUCACCUUGGUUGUGGGUGUUUCCGUGGCCAUGGGUUCAGUUUGUCUGCUUUUGAUGAUUGCUUACUGCGUGAAGGGAGCAGCCAACAAAAGACAGCAUCAUCAGCAUGGAGGACAGCCCAUGAGGACAUCGAGUUUCCAGAGACUAAACACCCAUCCGCCUUGCCAAUCCUCCAUGGGAUCUGCGGCUUACAUGACUCCUUCGAUUAUUGCUCCGAUUCAUGGCUCCUCGUUGCCUCGCAAAGUUCCCGUUUCCGUGGAGCAACAGCAUCCGGAGGAACUGCAUCGCCGUAUUUCCGAACUGACUGUAGAACGCUGCCGAGUGCGACUUUCGAGUCUUCUGCAGGAGGGAACCUUUGGCAGGGUUUACCGCGGCACCUACAACGACAACCAGGAUGUUCUGGUUAAAACAGUGGCCCAACAUGCCAGUCAAAUGCAGGUGCUUCUGCUUCUCCAGGAGGGAAUGCUUCUCUACGGUGCCUCUCAUCCCGGAAUUCUCUCGGUUCUUGGCGUUUCCAUCGAAGAUCACACCACGCCCUUUGUUUUAUAUCCCGCUCUGAAUAAUACUCGCAAUCUGAAGCUAUUUCUGCUGGAUCCAGCUUGUGCUCGCACAGUGACCACCAUUCAAAUUGUGAUGAUGGCCUCGCAGCUUUCCAUGGCUUUGGAUCAUCUGCAUAGUCAUGGUGUGGUGCACAAGGAUAUUGCCACGAGGAAUUGUGUGAUUGACGAUCAGUUAAGGGUGAAACUCUCAGAUAGUUCCCUUUCGCGGGACCUCUUCCCCUCGGACUACAACUGCCUGGGGGACAGCGAGAACAGGCCUGUGAAGUGGAUGUCCUUGGAGGCACUGCAGCACAAGCAGUUCUCCGAGGCCAGCGAUUCGUGGGCCUUCGGUGUUCUCAUGUGGGAGCUGUGUACUUCGGCCAAGCAACCCUAUGCCGAGGUGGACCCCUUCGAGAUGGAACACUAUCUCAAGGAUGGCUAUCGGCUGGCCCAACCCUUCAACUGCCCCGACGAACUGUUUACGAUUAUGGCCUAUUGUUGGGCUCUUUUACCUGGCGAACGGCCGACCUUUGCCCAGCUGCAGUCCUGUCUCUCGGAAUUCUAUUCACAAAUCACGCGCUAUGUCUAGGACAUCGGGAUCAUCAAGGUCGUCCAAAAAAAAGGGGGAAUCAGCUCUUUUGAAGAACCCCGGAGAUUCAACCCUAGUUAAAUAAAGUCCUGUAGCUACUCUCCUUUGUUAUAACGAGAUUUGCCAAAUCGAAUGUAUAGCUUAGACUUCGCACCACAUCUGUACAUAUAGUUACCAUAUUGAACUCCUUAAGUACUUAUCUUUAAGCUUACUCUACGAUUUACUUGACUCUUACCACCUAGAUGAAAUAGUUCAGUUUGCACAGCUCUCCUUUAAAGCCCAUCAAAACUAUUAUAGAUAAAACGCCGAAAGCCGAAAUCAAAUAUAGUGAUAUUUAUCAUUAGCGUUAGUUAAGCUCUUAAGAUAACACAUACAUAUUUAUGAUGCAUAUAAUACAUGUUGUAUGUUUAGCAUUUUUGAACAUUUACCGUUUAUAUGAGAGAUUAAAAAAUGAUAUACAAAUAUAUACACAUAUACAUACAUAUAUGCCAAAACAAUUCCAGAAA
Molecule: messenger RNA, 2643 nt
Organism: Drosophila ficusphila
Lineage: Eukaryota; Metazoa; Arthropoda; Insecta; Diptera; Drosophilidae
Gene: dnt
Product: tyrosine-protein kinase Dnt
Exons: 4
Coding region: 242-2137 (631 amino acids)
Biological process (GO): multicellular organism development; axonogenesis; cell surface receptor protein tyrosine kinase signaling pathway
Cellular component (GO): signaling receptor complex
Molecular function (GO): ATP binding; protein kinase activity
Source: RefSeq, a predicted model, not a curated record